This is a messenger RNA of Candida tropicalis MYA-3404, 1596 nucleotides long. RefSeq lists its product as uncharacterized. Gene Ontology annotation, molecular function: protein binding. The coding region runs from base 1 to 1596 and encodes 531 amino acids. The record is from RefSeq and is a predicted model, not a curated record. Lineage: Eukaryota; Fungi; Ascomycota; Pichiomycetes; Serinales; Debaryomycetaceae. The transcript has a single exon.
AUGAGUAAUAGAACAACAAAAGAAUCGACUCGUCGUAGUAAGAAAUUCAAAGGAGUAGUCACUUCAAGUUCAUCACGAUUAAUUCCUAUUAAAACACCACAACUUAGUUUAUUAGCGGCAACACCAGGUGAUCUUAUUCUAACACCAAUUCAACUGACAAAAUCUCAUUUCAUUGAUGCUUAUUCUAAAGGAAAAUGGAAUCUAUCAAAAAUACCAUGUCCUCCAUGUAUGCCAAAUAAAGGAUAUAUGAAACCACCAGAAAGCUAUAACGAACCAGGUAGAUUAGAUGCUGUUUCAAGAUAUAUUGAUUUGCCACAUUGGCAUGAAAUGUCAAUAUUUAGAAAAUGUCUUUCUAAAUUACGGAAAAAUUUUCAAAUACCAGGAGUUGCAUUAUCAUUAAUUGAUAAUUAUAAAUGUCAUUUUAAAAUUGAAACUAUGUUGAACACAAAUUAUGUUCCACGUUGUAUUGCUAUUGAAUCCCAUGCAAUUCUAUCGCAAGGUUAUUUUUUAUUAUUGGAUGCUUCAAAAGAUUGGAGAACAAGAACAAAUCCAUUAGUUACUAGUUCUCCGUAUAUAAGAUUUUGGUGUGGAGUACCAUUGAUGACUUGUACAAGAGAAGUUAUUGGAAUAUUGUCAAUAUUUGAUAGAUUUCCAAAGGAUUCAUUUAGUGAAGAAAAUUGUACAAUUUUACAACUUGUUAGUAAAGAAAUUAUGGAAAUGUUGGAAAGUCCGUUGGACGUAGUAUUGAUUAAAAUGAAUAAAUAUUCCCCCAAAAUCAACAGUAUUGAAUAUUUUUCACCGAAUAAUGAUUUAAGAGUAUUACAGAAGCAAAUUGGUAGACCAACAAGUAGUAAAUCAUCUUUGGUGUUUGAAAAAGAUGGUUCAGGAGGUAGAUAUUCUCAGAAUAAUACCUACAGAUUUAUAAAAUAUGGUCCAUCAAAUACAAACAAACUGAGAGAUUCAAAUGAAACUGCAAAAGAAGAACAACCUACUUCAAUGGUUAAAGAACGAGAGUUGUGGCAAUUUUUAUUCUCAGUUGGAUCAUUAAAGAAAGCAGGUACGGUAUUAUCUAAAGUUUUGGCAACUAAUUAUCAUUUUGAAUUUGUAUACAUUUUGGAAAUACGAAUUGCUGAACCGUAUCAAAUAUUAAAAGAAUAUUUCCCGUUAUCCGAAGAGAAAGUUCAAGUUGAAUCAUUUGAUCAUUUCAAUAUGUUGAUUAAACGUAAAGAUUCUCAAAAUGAAUUCAUGACAAGGGUUAUUGGAUUUCAUGGUACAAAUUUCACUACUCAACAUUUUGAAAGUUCUAUACAUUACAAGGCAUUUAUGUCAGAAUUUGGUGUUGAAUAUAGAAAUGCAAAAGCAAAUUCAGUAUAUAAUCGAGGAAUGUUAUUGCCAUUCUAUAGAAACGGUUCAGUUCUAGUUAGAAAAUCAGGUGUAACACCUACUGACGGGAGAAUGAUUGAUGUUUAUUUACGAAGUGGAGGUUAUCUUAUUGCAUUAUUUUCAACUAAUGUGUACAAAGAUAUCAACAAUGAUUUAGUGUCUAACAUUUUCAAUCACGCUAGUACUUUUAGAAAGAUAUACAUUUGUACUUGA